Molecule: messenger RNA, 2592 nt
Organism: Penicillium cinerascens
Lineage: Eukaryota; Fungi; Ascomycota; Eurotiomycetes; Eurotiales; Aspergillaceae
Gene: nip1
Product: translation initiation factor eIF3 core subunit c
Exons: 2
Coding region: 1-2592 (863 amino acids)
Biological process (GO): translational initiation
Cellular component (GO): eukaryotic translation initiation factor 3 complex
Molecular function (GO): translation initiation factor binding; translation initiation factor activity; RNA binding
Source: RefSeq, a predicted model, not a curated record
AUGGCGUCGCGUUUCUUCUACGGCAGCGACAGCGAGUCCAGCUCCUCCGGCGAAGAGGAGGAGGAUGUUUACCACUCCGAGGAUGAGGACAGCGAGGCUGAGGAUUCCAGCGAUGAUUCCUCCGACUCCAGUUCCGAAGAAUCCGGCGACGAAGAAGGCAAGACCGGUACCAACAAGUUCUUGAGGGAUGCUUCGGAGAGCGAGGAGAGCGAGGACGAGGAGAAGGUUACGGUCGUCAAGAGUGCCAAAGAUAAGCGAUUGGAGGGUCUGGAAAACACGAUCAAGUUGAUCGAGAACGCCCAAAAGAUCGGUGACUGGUCUGUCAUCUCGACUGAGUUCGACAACCUCAACAAAAUGAUCGUCAAGGUUACCCAGUCUGGCUCGACCCCCAAGGUCUACAUCAAGGCCAUCGCCGACCUCGAGGAUUUCGUCAACGAGACCGUCAGCAAGCAGAAGUCCUCCAACAAGAAGAUGAACGCUAGCAACCAGAAGAGUCUCAAUGCCGUCAAGCAGCGUAUCAAGAAGAACAAUAAGGACUAUGCCGCCCAGAUCGACAAGUAUCGCGCCGCCAAGGACGACUUCAUGGCCAUCGAGGAGGAGGCCGAGAAACCUGCCCCGGCCCCUGUUUCCAAGCCCACCAAGGUUGAGAAGAUCCAAAACUUCGCCGCCGCUUCGGCUGCAGCCGACGACGACGGUUUCGCUACCGUUGGCCGUGGUGGAAAGACCCUGCAAUACACCCCCGAGAGUAUCCUGAAGCACUUGCGUGUCAUUGUCGAGUCCCGCGGAAAGAAGAACACCGACCGCCUGGACCAGAUUCGCACCAUGGAGAAGCUCCUGGAGGUCGCCACUACCCCUUACCAGCGCAUCCGUGUCUACCUGACCCUUAUUUCCACCCGCUUUGAUCUCACCUCCGCUUCCGCCAACUACAUGAGCCCUGAGCAGUGGAAGCACGCCGAUCGGGAAUUCGGCACUCUCCUGUCAGUGCUGGAGGAGCACCGCAACUACAUCAUCUCCGAGGGUGCGGACGAGUGGGAGGAUGAUGAGAAGCAGCCCACCAUUGCCGAGGGAGAGACCUUCUACAUUCCUGGCAGCAUUGUCUCAUACAUCGAGCGUCUCGACGACGAGCUCACUCGCUCCCUUCAGCAGAUUGACCCCCACACUGCUGAGUACAUCGAGCGCCUAAGUGAUGAGCAGCAGUUGUACAACAACAUCGUUCGCACCCAGCUCUAUGCUGAGAGCUUGAACGCUGGUGACAAGAACGACGCUCGCCAGGACAGUGUCAACCGCGUGGUCAUCCGUCGGUUGGAGCACGUCUACUUCAAGCCCUCCCAGGUUGUCUCCAUUCUGGAGGACGCCACAUGGAAGGCUCUUCCCCCGCAUCUCGACUCCGCCGUCACUCCCCGCAAGGACGCCGGCGAUGUGACUAACAUCCUCCAGACCCUCACCAACUACUUGUUCCAGCACAGCGACGGCAUCAUCCGUGCCCGCUCCAUGCUGUGCCAGAUCUACUUCCUUGCCCUGCACGACCAAUACUACCGCUCUCGUGACCUGAUGCUCAUGUCACACUUGUCCGAGAACAUCUCCAACUUCGACGUCAGCACCCAGAUCCUCUUCAACCGCACCCUUGUCCAGAUUGGUCUGUGUGCUUUCCGUGCCGGUCUCAUCUACGAGGCCCAGACCACUCUCGGUGAAAUCUGCGGUUCCGGUCGCCAAAAGGAGCUGCUCGCCCAGGGCAUCAUCCUCCAGCGGUACUCGACCGUCUCCCCCGAGCAGGAGCGUCUGGAGCGCCAGCGCCAGCUGCCCUUCCACAUGCAUAUCAACCUGGAGCUGCUUGAGUGCAUCUACCUGACCUCUAGCAUGUUCCUCGAGGUUCCCCUCAUGGCACAGACCUCUUCCGCCCCUGAGAUGCGCCGCCGCAUGAUCUCCAAGACCUUCCGCCGCAUGCUCGACUACAACGAGCGCCAGGUGUUCACCGGUCCCCCCGAGAACACCCGUGACGGAGUGAUAAUGUCCGCCAAGUUCCUUGCCGCCGGCGACUGGAAGAAGGCCGCCUCCAUGCUGGCCUCUAUCAAGAUCUGGGAUCUGAUGCCGCAACCCGAGAAGAUCAAGGAGAUGCUGUCGGCCCAGACCCAGGAGGAGGGCCUGCGCACCUACCUCUUCACCUACGCCCCCUUCUACGACAGCCUCUCCAUCUCCUCGCUGGCCGACAUGUUCGAGCUGCCCGCCAAGAAGAUCGCCGCCAUCAUCAGCCGCAUGAUCUCCCACGAGGAGCUGGGCGCUGCCCUCGACCAGGUCAAUGACGCCAUCGUCUUCCGCAAGGGUGUUGAGCUCUCUCGCCUCCAGUCCCAGAUCGUCACCCUGGCCGACAAGUCUAUGUCUCUGCUCGAGUCCAACGAAAAGACUCUGGAGCAGCGCACCCAGGGUAUGGCCAACGCCUUCCAGCGCGAGUCUGGCCCCGGUGCCCGUGGCCGUGGUGGCGGUGGCCGCGGAGGUGGCCGUGGUGGUGCCCGUAUUCCUGGCGGUCAGCAUGGCCGGAGACCCGGUGGCCAGCAGUUCGGUGGAGGUGCAUUGGGCGGUGCGAUCAAGGCUUAA